ACUACACUGUCAAAUUAAGAAUAAGAAGAAAAUGAUAAUUUUCCGCCAUUUUUGUGUUUAGCGUGCUCAAUUUUUAUUUUAUUAAUGAAAACUUUGCCGUAUUAUACUAAAAUGAAAUAGUGAUAGAUUGGAAUGUAUUGGUGUAUUCUUUAGUUUUUCCGAACAAAAUAUGGCGGUAGGAACAUCAAAAGUUAUACAAGUGACAAACAUAGCUCCCCAAGCCACCAAGGAUCAAAUGCAAAUACUGUUUGGUUAUUUGGGAAAAAUAGAAGAUAUUCGAUUAUAUCCUACAAUAAGAGAUGUUUCUUGUCCAGUUCAAUCUCGAAUUUGUUACAUCAAGUUCGUAGAUAGUAGUACAGUUGGAAUAGCUCAGCAUAUGACUAAUACUGUCUUCAUUGAUAGAGCUCUUAUAGUGAUUCCAAUUUCAAGCGGAGAUAUUCCUGAUGAGUAUUAUGCUCUGGAAAUGACAAAAAAUGCUACUAUAGUACCAGGUCUAACUCCAGCUGAUCCUCAAUUACCUGCACAUGUUGUAAACAGUACUCAUAAAUCUGGAGAUGAACAAGUUAUAAUAACAGUCGAUCCUAAUUUACAGGCAUUUGGAUUACCACCUUAUCCACCUUUACCUGCUACUUAUGAUACAGUGAAGAUAGAAGAAACACGAAGAACAGUUCUUAUGUUGAAUUAUAAUUCUUCCAUGAGUCAUGAUGAUAUUAUCAAUUUCUUUAGUCGUGCAGGUGAGGUGAAGUACUUAAGAUUAUGUAAAAGUGAAAAUGAAUCUGAUGAUAGUACCAAAGUGCUUGUUGAGUUUUCUGAUCAACCUAGUGUAAUUAAUGCUCUCAAACUUAAUGGAACAGAAUUAAAAGGUCAAGUAAUUAAAGUUGAACAUGCCACUCAACCAAUAAUAAAACCACAAGCAAAGAGUAAUGAAGCAGCCCAGAAAGAAAUUGAAGAAGCUAUGAGUAGAUUUAAAGAAGCACAGAAUAUGAUUAAUGCCUCAAUUGAACCAGUAAUUGGUAUGUUAACUAAAGAUAAAAGAAGCUCAAGAAGAUCUAGAUCCAGAUCAAGGAGUAGAAGAAAGAGGACUAGGUCCAGAUCUAGGAGGUCAAGGUCUAGAAGACGUAGAUCAUCUUCAAGAUCUAAAAGAUCGAGAUCAAGGGAUCAUAGAAAAAGAUCUCGAUCUAGGAGAAGACGCACAAGGUCUAGAUCUAGGAGAUCAAGAUCACGUAGUGUGAGAUCUAAAAGGUCCCGAUCUAGAUCAAGACGAAGAUCUCGUCACAGAUCUAAAGAAAGGGCGAAAUCAAGAGAUAGAGGUAGGGAUAGAUCUAGAGAUCGCAAAAGAAGCAGGGAUAGAGAGAGGGAUAAGGAAAAGGAUAGGGAAAGAGAUAAAAAGUCAAGAGAAAGAGAGUCUAUUGAGAAAGAAAAAACACCAAAAGAACUGAAGGAAAAGAAAAAUGAUACAGAAAGUAGUGUUGAAGAUAAGAGAAAGUCUAGAUCAAGGAGUAGAAGUAAAAGGAGGUCUAGGUCUAGAGAUCGUAGAACUAGAGAUCGUAAAAGGUCAAGAUCUAGAGGAAGCAGAAGACGAUCACCUUCUCCAAGAGGUAGUAGAAGAAGAAGCAGAAGCAGAAGUCGAGAUAGGGAAAGAAAGCGUGACAAAAAAACUGAUAAAAGGGAUAGGGAAAGAAGGGACAGGGAUAGAAGAUCAAGAUCUAGGGACAAAGAGAGAAAAUCUAGAUCAAGAUCCCAAUCUAGUAGGUCAACUGGGUCCCAUUCAAAAGUACCAAGGAAUUAUGAUGAAGAGGAAAAAGGCUUUGAUACAGAUAAAGAAAAGCCAAAGGACAAGGAAAUUGAUCAAUCUACUGAAAAAGGGUCUCCGGAGAAGUCUGAUAAUAUGGAUAUUUCAAAUUCGCCUUAACCAUUCAAUUGCGAAUGAUUGGUCAUCAUCUGAAUAUCUUUAUUUAAGGUUAUCAGCCACUUGGCGAUUAUCAUUAAUUUAUUAUUAAAAUUUUUCAGGAAAAAUGGGUUUUGCCCUAUGAUAACGCUAGCAGACUACAUGAUACAAAAAAAGCAUCUUAUUAACCCAACUCCAAAUUGUACGGAUGCUAAAAAUGCACCUACACAACGUUCUUUAUCUUCUGUUGGUACUAACAGAUGAUCAGUCCUAUCAAAAAAUUUUGACCAGUUUUAACCAUUUUUAGAUUUUUUGAUCUGCUCGAUUCACAAGGAUUUUAUUCUUUAGAUUCUCUAUUUAAGUUUCAAUUAUUGAAUUCUUAAACAAUAUAACUUUGGGAAACAUCAUGGAAUCUAUCUACGUCGUUUUCUUAAUUUUUUUUACUUAGUCCAUUACGUUUUCCUGCUGAAUCUGUUUGUUCUCUGAAUCAGCAAUACAAUAUAUUUUCAGAUUUCCCGUCAUUAUCAUGGAAAUUUGCUGGUCUCAUUUUGGUUCCAGCUAGAAGUUGUGGUUUGCUGAGAAUGUCGAAUAAACCAGAAAGAUCUUCGUUCUCAGAGUCCUCAUCUGUGAGGAUAUUCGAUUGGGUGGAUUAAAGAAACUUUAGUCAAAAAUAAAGGAAUCUCCCAUAGGUACAACAAAUUUAACGGUAUUUUCAUUUUUGUGUAACAUGAACUGCUAGCGUUACCAAUUGGUAACACUAGCAAAUGUCUCAUGAUUUUAGGAGUGCAAAUUGUAAGCUGUAAUCAGACAUUAGCUGUAUCAUUAGAAGCAUUAUUGAUUAUGAAUGAAAAUCGUUCCUAUCUCUCAAAUCAUAAUUGAAAUUAUUCAAAUCAGACUUACUCCUAUCUGAAAUCUAUUAUCCAAGACAUUUUACAUGAAAAAAAUGACAAACUUGAAACACUCAUUGAGGUUAAUUAGAAGAUGUGUUAUAAUAUACUAGCUGGUGCAUUUGGGACAAAUUGAACGUUUCCGUAUGGUCUUUAACUGUUGAUGGGUUAAUAUGUACCAUGUAAAUUUUAUUUUUUAACUUUAUUAAAUAUAUACAAUGCACAGUAAA
Messenger RNA from Diorhabda carinulata, 3005 nucleotides. It is a transcript of the gene Srp54, whose product is annotated as probable splicing factor, arginine/serine-rich 7. Gene Ontology annotation, cellular component: nucleoplasm. The transcript has 3 exons. Gene Ontology annotation, molecular function: RNA binding. Bases 170 to 1912 code for a protein of 580 amino acids. The record is from RefSeq and is a predicted model, not a curated record. NCBI's taxonomy places the organism in Eukaryota, Metazoa, Arthropoda, Insecta, Coleoptera, Chrysomelidae.